AUGAUUACAAUUGGGUUGGGUGGGUCUCUUGGAAACAAAGAAGGGUUCUUCGCGUUACAUGAAUCUCAGUCUUCUUCUACUUCUACUCAACACCGUCUCUGCUUUGUUAAUCUCCGUCUACGUCAUCUUACCACGCUUCCCGGAGUUUCUUCAAACGGUGUUCGAAUCAUGUCUGGGAUCUUCAGAUUUAGUGGUGAUGAAGAUUUUUUCGCUGGAGGAUCUAUGCAUCUAUCGCCAGGGAGCUGUCCCGGCGUAUAUUUACCAGCACGGAAGAGACUACGCAUUGCUACGCCGUCGUUUUACAGCGGAUUCGAGCAAAAGGAAACUUCAAUCGACAUAUUGCCUGAUGAGUGCCUAUUCGAGAUCCUUAGACGCUUGCCUUCCGGCCAAGAGAGGAGCGCAUGCGCUUGCGUCUCCAAGCACUGGCUUAACCUUCUGAGCAGUAUCACUAGGAGUGAGUCUGUUCAAGAUGUGGAAGGUGAUGGAUUCUUGUCAAGAAGUUUGGAAGGCAAGAAAGCAACGGAUCUGAGGUUGGCAGCGAUCUCGGUUGGGACUUCAAGCCGUGGUGGGUUGGGGAAGCUUCAGAUCCGUGGGAGUGGUUUUGACAGCAAAGUGACAGACGCUGGACUUGGAUCAAUUGCUCAUGGUUGUCCUUCUCUUAGGGUUCUCUCUCUUUGGAAUUUGCCUGCAGUUAGUGAUGUGGGUGUGUCUGAGAUUGCAAGGUCAUGCCCGAUGAUCGAAAAGCUCGACCUUUCACGUUGCCCUGGGAUUACUGAUAAGGCUUUGGUUGCAAUCGCCGAGAACUGCUUGAAUCUGAGUGAUCUGACGAUCGACUCGUGCUCUGGCGUUGGAAACGAAGGUUUAAGGGCUAUUGCACGACGUUGUGCUAAUCUGAGAUCUAUCUCUAUUAGGAGCUGCCCACGGAUUGGAGACCAAGGAGUUGCCUUCCUCUUGGCGCAAGCUGGUUCUUACUUGACGAAAGUGAAACUCCAGAUGCUGAACAUAACCGGUCUUCCUCUCGCCGUUCUUGGCCACUACGGAGCAGGAGUUACUGAUCUUGUGCUUCAUGGCCUUCAAGGCGUGAACGAGAAAGGUUUCUGGGUCAUGGGAAAUGCUAAAGGGAUGAAGAAACUGAAGUCCCUCUCAGUAACGUCUUGCCGAGGGAUGACUGAUGUUGGGCUUGAAGCUGUUGCAAACGGUUGCCCUGAUCUCAAGCACGUCUCUCUAAGCAAAUGCUUGCUUGUCUCUGGCAAAGGACUCGUCGCUUUGGCUAAAUCUGCAUUGUCGCUGGAAAGUUUGAAACUUGAGGAAUGCCACAGGAUCAACCAAUUUGGGUUCUUGGGUUUUCUCAUGAACUCUGGCUCAAAGCUAAAGUCUUUCUCUUUGGCAAACUGUUUGGGCAUCCAUGACUUCAACACUGAGUCUCCUCUGCCAUCAACCAGUCGCAGCGCCUUACGUUCUUUGUCAAUCCGCGGCUGCCCUGGCUUCGGGGAUGCAAGUCUCGCCUUCUUGGGGAAGUUCUGUCUCCUGCUUCAGGAUGUUGAACUCUGUGGACUGAACGGAGUAACAGAUGCAGGUGUGCUCGAGUUGCUUCAGAGCAACAAUGUUGGUCUAGUGAAGGUGAAUCUUAGCGGAUGCAUCAAUGUUUCAGACAACACAGUCUCUGCAAUUUCCGUUUGCCACGGACGCACGUUGGAGUCUCUUAACCUUGACGGCUGCAAGAACAUCACCGACGCAAGCCUCGUCUCAGUAGCCAAGAACUGCUACUCAGUCAAUGACCUUGACAUGUCAAAUACUUUGGUCUCAGAUCACGGGAUCAAGGCUUUGACAACGUCUCCAAACCAUUUGAAUCUUCAGGUGCUUUCUGUUGGCGGCUGCUCAGCGAUUACAGACAAAAGCAAGACAUGCAUACAAAAACUCGGCCACACGCUUUUGGGAUUGAACAUCCAACGGUGUGGUAGAAUCAGCAGCAGCACUGUGGAUAACCUUCUUGAACAUCUAUGGAGGUGCGAUAUACUUUACUAA
Messenger RNA from Microthlaspi erraticum, 2025 nucleotides. Lineage: Eukaryota; Viridiplantae; Streptophyta; Magnoliopsida; Brassicales; Brassicaceae. The record is from the annotation of a GenBank genome assembly.